AUGAUUUCUCACCGUGUGUGAUAGUUUUUCUACCUCUAAAGACAGAGUCAGAUGCUGAGAAAGAAGAUCUACAAGUAUUGCCCUUGCUCAAUAACUCUUUUGUGUACAUGUAUUAAAUAGUGUCUCUGUGUAGUUUGUUGGACAAGACCCAUAUGUUGAGGUUUAGGGUAACUUGCUGCAGCCUAUGGCCAAGUCAUCAUCUGGCAUCCUAGACAGUGGUACUGGGAGUUUGCCAGGCCAUAGAAAGCCAACUGUGACUGCAGUUUAUUCGUCGUCAUCAAGAUGUUGUUGUCUUAGUAACGGUGGUUCAUUCAGAAUGGUGAGAAAUAUGCCAGAGGAGUCCUAUGCCACUGUCCCAGUAGCCAAAUCUGGGACAAAGCCACGUCCAAGUCGUCAACAGUCAACCAGUCCCUGCCUUAGUACUAGUCGGCUUGAUGCAUCCAUGCGUCUGGAUCCACAGGACUUCAAUCUGGCUAGUCCUACGCGUCAUGCCCGCUCAAGGACAGUGUCCCUACCUUUACAAGGUAGUAUGGACCACAAACCAAACUGUCAUUGCCCUGCCUGUUGUGCAUGCCCUGACAGACUUUCUAUGCCCUCUCGAAACUGUUCACACCACCGGAGUGUUCACCUGAACACAACAAUCUCUGUCAGUAGCUUGCCCUUCAGUAGCUCAUGUAGUGAUCAUAGUGCCAGUUGCACAAGUCCAACACCAAUCCAGUCCUGGACGCACUAUAACAGGCCUUCAGAUAAUAGGUAUAAGUAUCGUCGAAGUGACUACUCAAGUGAUAGUGAUGAAGAAAUGACAUCCGAUCCAGUUGAAAUUGUUGCUGCGACAGCAUCUUGCCCUACUUUCACUUUCGAUCGUCCUGAAAGUGAAAGUAGUAGUUAUUUGCCAAUGGAUGAUAACCACCCACAUCCAGCCAGCAGACCUUACCAUUCUCAUUACCCCCUAGGCACAGCAUUCUCAGACCUUAUUGAUAAAAUUGACAAUGAUGCAGUGGUCUCAGUGGCAGCAAAUAGAACGGGGUCUUUGGAUGGAGAUGAAGAUACCUCUCAGGAUAGUGUUUUUCUCAAAGAAGGGAUUAGCCCAUACAUGUUCAAGGACAGGUUUGGGGCCAUAGUAAAAUGGUUUUCAGAAUUUGAUGAUGAGCAAAAGAAUAUAGUCCUGAAACGUCUUUUGAUGGACUGCAGCUUGCCACAGUUCCACCUACUUUCUGUGAAGAUGGAGGCUAACUUACAUCGAGGCUGUCCACCCAAUUGCCAGGAUAUUAUCACCUGGUUACCUGAUAAUUUAGCCACAAAAGUAUUUUCGUAUCUUGACCCAGUCAGCCUUUGUCAAGCCUCUCAGGUGUGCCUGGAUUGGAAAAAAUUGGGAGGAGAGUUAUCUCUUUGGCGACGAUUCUGUUUUCAACCGAAGUGGCGACUGUCAAAGGCAGCAGAACACAAGCAAGUCAUUAGUCACAUGUCACCUGAAGGAUCCAUCCAGUGGAAGCUCGUGUUUGCAGAGCGGUUUCGCCUUCGUAAUAAUUGGUUGAAGGGGAGAUGUACAGUUCGAACAUUUGAAGGUCAUACACAAGGCAUUUCAUGUGUCCAGUUUGAUGAUACACGAAUAGUCAGUGGAUCAUCUGACAAGACCAUUAAGGUUUGGAAUAUUCGUACAAAUGCUCCCUGGUCUGUGCAGACAUUAGUAGGACAUAGUGGAACUGUGCGAUGCCUUCACUUAGAAGGUAACAGGCUGGUCAGCGGGUCAACAGAUCGUACAAUUAAGGUGUGGGAUUUGUCUACUCGUGACAGUUGGUCAAGUAUUGCUUGCAAAGUUACCAUGAUCGGUCAUACAGACACUGUUAGAUGCUUGCAGGUUGAUGAUGAUAAAGUCAUCAGUGGGUCCUAUGACAAAACUUUAAAAAUCUGGGACAUGAGGACAGGUGUAUGUAAAUUAUCGCUCAGGGGUCAUCAAGCAGCAGUCUUGUGUAUACAUUUUAAUGAGACUAAGAUCGUCUCCGGGUCAUGUGACAAAACCAUAAAGGUUUGGAAUUUUGCUGGUCAGUGCAUGAUGACAUUGACAGGGCAUCAGGAUGCAGUGACAUGUUUGCAGUUUGAUUCCACUCGCAUUGUUAGUGGUUCCCUUGAUUGCAACCUCAAAUUUUGGGACAUCCACACUGGCCACUGUAUUAACACUAUAGACUGGAAGGCAGCAGAAGGUCACACUGGUGUUGUCAGAUGCCUUCAAGCAGACAGCUGGAGGCUUGUCAGUGCAGCUGAUGACAAGACACUAAAGGUGUGGAAUCUGGAGACUGGCCAGAGAUUGGUGACGCUACGAAACCACACUGAUGGAGUGACCUGCCUGCAGUUUAAUGACUUUCUUAUUGUGUCUGGAUCAUAUGACAAAACUGUCAAACUGUGGGAUUUCAGUAGCUGCUAAAGGCACUGCAGCACAUUGGAUCAUUUGCAACUCAACAGAAAAAUUCUUUUUUUUACCUUUAUUAUUGUCCGUCCAUAUUGUUCUGCUUAUAUAACAGUAAUGCCAGGGCAGAAAUCUGGGAUGCUUUCCUGCUAGCAGGCAAACCUCUGUGUUGUUGUCGUUAUUCAUGGGUGCUGCUCUGUUCUCACGAAUUAUCUGUAUGUCACUUCAAAAUGCUCCUCUCUUUUGAUGUAUAUGUAUAUGGUUUGAUGCUGAAGUAUACUCAUUAAUCUCAGGCACUACACAAAUAACACAUGGUGGUGGAAGGUAGACUAUGAUGUUCCACCCACCGUAAUGCACAGUUUUUGAGUUAGGACAUAAUGACCACAUAGUGGAUCCUUUUGAACUGUCAUCAAAAAGUAUCCCUUUUUUUUUACUUUAUAACACACAGUGCCACAAAAUAACAUAGUUUAGAUCAUUAACGUAAUUGUUUUUACAUAAUUUUCAUUAUUAAUUUAACAGAAUAGUUUAGUUUCAUGUAUGGACACUACCAUGCUUUGGAGCUGAGACAUCAUACCUCCUAGGGAUUUGACUCUCCUGUCAUGUUGUAUACAGUAAACAAAAAAAUCCUUAAGUGGUGAGAGUACAUUUGCUGUUAAUCAGAACAAGUGUGCUAUUCACAAAGCAGCCAUACAGGUAUAGCAUAGUUUUUGUGCAGGGGUUUGGCAGGGCGCUUGUAAUGUUCUGUGUACAUACCUUCCAUGUUAUGACUUUGUUAUGGUAGAUAUGUGCAGUGAAUACUUUAUGAAACUGUCCCCUGAUUGCCACAGUAACUGCUUAUACUGCAUUUCACCCAAAGUUUAGCAUUUUUAAAGUGAUACAUUUGUCUUGAUUCUGAUUCAUCCACAUAAUAUUACCAUUUAAAUGUUUUUUAUAAAGGUUGAUUUCUUAUCAGAAAAAAAAGUGUAAACAUCAAAAGUACCAUUUUAAGGCCUUUAUGGACUUGAAAGUGCAUUUUUACCUGCCAAAUUUAAGGUGAAAUACAGUACAUAAGGUCUGUGCAAUUUGUGAAAUUUACAAUUUUGAUGAUUUUAGGAUAACCUACACUGUGCAUUGCCUCCAGAGACUAUUCUUGCUACUUGCAGCUGUCAAAUCAACAGUUCUUCAUUUUUUUAUAGUCAGAUAAUGUAACAUGAUGAACUCUGCACAUCUUGAUUCUGCACCCUUGUCCAGCUGGUAAUAAGUUUCGGUGAACAUUCUGCUGUUGCAGUCAGUGAACAGAACCAUCCAUCUUUUAAUGAUAGAACUGGUGUAUGGGUACUGUGUAUAGUCAGAUGCCCCACUCUCAGUGGAAUCUGGGCGUAAGAUGCAUACAUUUUUUCUCCUGUGUUUGUAGUUUAACAGUACAAAUUUCUAAUUGUUUAUUCCUCUUCAUAGCAGUUCAUUGUAAUGAGUUGAAGCUCAAGUUUGAAAACACACUAUAUUGUUUGUUUUAAGCAAAAUUAUGGUCCAUUAGAAAUAAUUUGUGCUGGCUUUUCUGAAGACAGAUUUCUGAAAAAGUUUAUAUUAUCAUCGAAGUAUAGGCUUUGUCAUUCUGAGUGUCACAUCAUUUGAUAAAGAUGGGACUGGCAGUAACACUUGUGUUUAAUAUCUGAACAUGAGUCAUUUUACAACUGAAACCUUGUGAACCCUCCCAGUAGAAAAAUCAUGAUGUAAACUGAAAACAUAAAGAUAAAAGGUAGCAUUUGUCAAAAAUACUGGUAACUUCUUAUGGCUUUGGAAGAGACUAAAUCUAAGUUCGAAGAUAUAGAAAAUAUAGAUUAAGUAAAACGAAAGCUUUGAUUCUAUGUGGCGGGGCCUCCGUGGCACAGUUGGUUAGUGCGUUAGCACAGCGUAAUGACCCAGGAGUCUCUCACAAAUGCUGUCACUUUGAGUUCAAGUCCAGUUCAUGCUGGCUUCCUCUCCGGUCGUAAGUGGGAAGAUCUGCCAGCAACCUGCGAAUGGUCGUAGGUUUCCCCCGAGCUGUGCCUGUUUUACUCCCACCAUAAUGCUGGUUGCCGUCGUAUAAGUGAAAUAUUCUUGAGUACGCCGUAAAACACCAAUCAAAUAAAUAAAUAAAUUGAUUUUCUGCAGAUUACAUUUAUACCUUAUUCAAUGAAACUAAUCCAUGGAUGCAGCUGUCUAUAGCUUUGUGACAUUGGAGAACAUAGGUGUGGUAAAGGCCUUGUUUUUGAUCCUCUGAUAUAGCCAGCAAUUACAUGUACAUGCAAGCUUGUGUUAAAGUAAGGGAUGGCUUCACCAGUAAUAUGUACACUGACUUAUUAUUUUGCUAUGUCCCACUUUGGCAUGCCCUAAAAAUAAUGGCCCAUGAUGGUAACCUGCCUGCCUCAAAUAAUUAAGUGACUUGGAUACUAACAGGUUAAUAUACUGUACUUGACCUAAGAAAGGUCUGUUUUUGGGGUAUUUUUGGAAGGUUGGAUUAUAUUGUACUGGAAAAAUGUAGGAAGGAGAUCACAGGUCUUAUUCCACCAACAUAACCUCUCCAAAUGUUGGUGGUUUUCUUCGGUCUCUUCCACAAACUAAACUGGCCAUAAGCGUACAUGUGAAAAGUUCUUGAGUGGAUGUGUGUCCAAAUAAAGUAAAAAAUUAAUAAAUUCAUGUGUUGGCGGUCUAUCAUUGUGAGCAUUCUUUAUUGCUGGCAAGCUCAUGUUUCAUUUACUGACACCUGUUCAUACUUCAUGCACAAAAUUGGUGCUUGCUGACUGAUGGGAAAUCUAUGCUAAUGCUGCUGAAUGUGUACCAGUAGGCCUUCAGAAAAAUUCCCAUUUCAUCACCCGUUUAGAAUUCUAUAGUCAUGACAUGAGGUCUCAACCUUAUGGUAUGGUGGAGCCAAAUUUCCAGCCCUGGAAUGUUUUCAAUUCUCUGUGAGAUGUAACUUUACUGUGCUAUUUUUGUAACUCUGAAACUUGGAAGAUGGAUGUCAUCGCUUUUGGAUACUUUUUUUCUUUUGUAUACCAGCUUGUGUUUACCCCAUUCUGCCAAAAAAAUGACAUCUUGUCACAGUGGCAAGUCACUUGGAAAGUGCAUGUUGGUGUGCCUAAUUAACAUUGCCUUAAAGGCUUCAUAGCCUUUCCCAGUUCUUUGUAACUGCAGUAUUGACAUCCAUUAAGUCUUAACAUAAAUGUACUUAACUUCAUUGGAAGACAUGUACAUGUAUGUAGGCCUUAGUACAUUUUUAUAAUAUUUGAAUUGCAGCUCAUAGAGUUGAUUGAUUGGGAUAGGUGAUGAUUACAGAUUUACAAGUUUUGUGUCUGAACUUUAUUUCCUAGAUUCCCAAGGGUGUUGUUCCUAGUUCUGAAUAACUGGUAUGCCAGUUUGAUAUUUACAAAUGGUCCCAGUGCAGUUACAUGUAGAUAGUACUGUUUGGAAUAUUUGUAGUUUGUUUUAUAAAGUGUUUGGUAAUGUGUUUUAUUGGUCAGCAUUAAUAUUUAUUGCCUUGCUUCAGCAUUGGAACAACCCACCAGAAAUGAUCUGGUUAUUUAGACUGACAAUCAUAUAAGCUGGCCAAAUGCUAUUGCUGCAUAUGUACCCACAUGCCUCAUAAACACCAUAAUUAUAAUUGAUCAUUACGAAUUGUAAUUUUUGUGUGUGUGCGUUUUCCAGAGGAAGUGAGCUAUUGGUCAAUGUACAAACUCUCUCAGAUGGCCAUUAUGAACUGGUCUUUAUUAUGCAACAUUCAUUUUGUCACACAACAGGUGACUUUUUUUUUUUGUUGCUUGUUACUUAAGAACUUUUAACCGAUUCUCAGGUCCUAGAGAUAUGUGAUGGCCAUGUAAGAUGACAUGAAUUGGUAAUCUCAUUAAUAAUGCCACAGUUUGUUAACCCUGUUCAGCCUGGUCCAUAAUUAUAUCCUUCAUGAAACAGGAGAAAGGACUGCCAUGGAACAUAGUCUGCAUAUGACGGCCUCUCUCCUUCACACUAAAUUUAAGUACUGGUACUUGCCAGAGUGUAAGAUGAUAUAUGUUUCGUGGCCUUACCCUAACAUUGUUAGAACAGUCAGCCAGAAGUUAUGUCGUCAGUAUCAUUUGUAUGCCUAAGACCUGCUAGGUUGAAAGUGAAAUUGGAUAAUAUCCAGCUUUACUGAAUUUUCUAGUUAGUCCAGCGACUAACCAUGAAAACAUCAUGUGAAGCAAUUCAGUAUGUGGUCACUGUUAUGUACAUGUAUAUUUGUGGAAUUCAUCUAAUGUAAGAUGGAAUGCAAAGUAUUUUGCUGUGUAUACCCAUGCGAGAAUUCUGUUGUAUUGUUUGUGCUGUGAAUUUGCAUGGUGCUGAUUCUUGGUAGGUCCUGCAUGUAGAUAUUAGAGAUUUAAUGCAUGCAUGGUCUGAACAAUUGUACCAUUAUUAAGACAAUGUGUCUGGAUAUUUUACAUUCAGGGUUAAACUGUUUCUCUCUGUGAUUUUCCUUUUUGCCACAUUGUUAGUGUUGAUUGCCAAUUUUGAUAGGUGUGCUUACUAGUUAUACAUACAUUACAAAAAUGAUAGAGUAUGAUUUUAAAUUGUGGUUGUGCUCAGCCUUGUCCUGAAGAUUAAUUGAUGGUGUGUGUGGAUUGUUAUGGUAGGUGUAAAUCAUCUAAAAUUUUGCCCAUGACACCAUUGCACAAGUAGUGCAAUUUACCCAAUACCAACAGAUACAUUGAUCUUUGAAAGGUAUUUUGAGGUUUAUUUGAUAGGAUAUCCUGAUGGACACAAUGUAAGUUUUAACACCAACAGUAAUAUUUUGACAUUUGUACAUAUAAAUGCAAGGUUUUGGGCAAAAUUUGGGGCCGUUUUCCAAAGGUAUCAGUGUAUAAUAGUUUAAAUAUCACUGAUUUAAUAUAUCAUUUGACUUGUAUACCAAUUAACCUAUAUGGUAAAUACAAAAAAAAGAAAAAAAGAAAUUCACUUCAUUGGUAAAUUGAAACCCAUUAUUAUUUACAUAUAUUUUUUUUAUGUUGUGAUCUACUGCAUGGUCUAAAAGAAUACAGUAUUAUCAAAGAUACCCCACCUUGAAAAAGAAGCUUAUGAUCAAAUUAGUCCAAGGGAUUAUUACCUCUCAAAGAUGUAAUUAUCUUGGUGGUAUAUCUAUGCACUGUUCAGGACAAGUAAUCUAUUCUUUUCAGCAAAUUUCAAAUACUUCAGAAAGUGGGAACUUGAAAAGCUGAAAAUAUGUCAGCAUAGGCAAAUGUAAUAUGUGAAACUGGAGAGGUCAGGCAUUUGUAAUGAAGUCAAUGAUAAUUAAGGUGCAAGAUGGUUUGAUCUGGCAUCUCUUGGGCAAGAUCCUCAAGGGACGUUACCACCGUCCGCUCAACACUUGAAGUGUAGGCUACAGCUUUUGUAUUGUAAAA
Messenger RNA from Liolophura sinensis, 7785 nucleotides. Its product is annotated as F-box/WD repeat-containing protein 7-like. The transcript has 14 exons. Bases 185 to 2422 code for a protein of 745 amino acids. The record is from RefSeq and is a predicted model, not a curated record. Gene Ontology annotation, molecular function: protein binding. NCBI's taxonomy places the organism in Eukaryota, Metazoa, Mollusca, Polyplacophora, Chitonida, Chitonidae.